AUGAAAAAGAAAUUCAGCAAAAGUUGUGAACAUAUUGAGAAUAAAAAUGUGAAUAUUAAUAAGAAAUUGGAGAAUUUUAGUGAUGAACCCGCGAAAAAAUUAUUAAUUAAAUGGCGAAAUAUUGCUAGAAAUGCGGUUUUUAUGAAAGAUCCAUGGUCACGUUUUGGAUUCGAUGAUUUACCUGUGGAAAAUUGCUUACGUUAUCGUUAUUCAUCGAUUAGAAAACAGUGGACUCAAGAUAGAGUACAAGUCAAAUUACAUCCUGAGCCAUUCGCUCACGGAGCAAUGCGUGAAUGUUAUCGUUUGAAAAAAUUAUCAAAUGCUACAAAUAAUGAUUGGACUCAUGCACAGAAUUAUGUAGCGAAGAAAUAUAUUAAUGAAGUUAAAAGACAGACAGUCUUCGAGGAUGUUAAAUUGCAAAUGGAUAGCAAACUUUGGGCUGAAGAAUAUAAUCGAUAUAAUCCCCCUAAAAAAAUCGAUAUUUUUCAAGUAAGUAUAUUGGAAUUUAUGGAGAGGAAUGGAUCACCUCUUUAUCAACUCGAACAUUUCAUUGAAGGUAAAUACGUCAAGUAUAAUUCCAAUUCCGGUUUCGUGUCGGAUAUCGUGCGUAAUACUCCUCAGGCGUUUAGCCAUUUUACUUUCGAACGAAGUGGCCAUCAACUAAUAGUUGUCGAUAUUCAAGGAGUUGGUGAUCUAUAUACAGAUCCACAAAUACAUACUGCGAACGGCACAGAAUAUGGAGAUGGAAAUCUUGGUACGAAAGGAAUGGCGCUAUUUUUUCAUUCACAUAUUUGUAAUGAAAUUUGCGACCAUUUGGGUCUCACAGAAUUCGAUCUCUCACCGAAUGAGAAAAAGGCUUUGCAAAAAAGGACUUUUUUUGAUAAGAAAACGAGUUGUGCAACUAGACUUGUUUGCAGCGAUAAGAUCGAUGUUUGUUCCCCCAUAAUUUAUGCUUAUGAGGAUAAUGCGAUGGAAAGAUUACGCAUCAGGACACAGUCUAUGAAUAGUAUGGGACGACAGUCAACAGUAUCUUCAAUCUGCGACUCAUCAUCGCUUGAUGACAAUUGUCUUGCUGGAGACUAUUCUACAUCAGGACUUAUCGGCGAUAUCAGUCUACUAGAAAAUGAUGUAGUGGAUGAUCAUAUUGUGCAGAAUUCGCCUCUUAACGUAUAUGCCAAUCUGCAUUCAGCAUCAACAGGAGACUCAGAAAAAGAGAAAUAUUGGGUUGAAGCGAGAAAAAUGUCUCGGCCUGCUGGUUUAUUAAACGAAAUACAAAGGAGAGAUCUAAGGAAUCAUUUUCAAUUGGUACAUCAUCAUUCAAUUCUUGGACAAAUUCAUCUCGAUCUUGCCCGAUAUCACGAACUCGGGCGUUUUAUUUACAAAUCAUUAUCAGUAUCAGCAAAUGAGGAGAAUUUCAAUAAUGAAAAGACAAACAUCAAUGGUAUUACAGAAAAUUUAUGUGAAUAUGAUAAGGAAUCAGCACUAUUUCACUUAGAGAUUGCACAGCGAUGUGGUAUUCUUGAAGCUAUAAAAACUAUUGCGGAGAUGGCAUACGGAUUGCCUCAUGAAUUAUUGAAAGAAGUUGGAAAUGAAUAUCGAAAUAUUGAAAAUCGAGAAGAGUAUGGUUUAGAACUUAUGAAAAGAGCAGCGGAUUCAGGUGAUGUUGGUGCGAUGAUUUUUGUUGCAGAAGCCUAUGAAACAGGUCGUAAUCUUGGCAAAAACAACUGUCCAUGUUGGCCGAAAGCGAUCGAUUUCUAUAAUCAGGCAGCACAUUAUGAGACAGAGCUUGAAGUUAACAGUUGUAUUGGCAGUACUUCAUUCGCCAUGCCUCACUAUGAAAUUUUAAGCAAAAUGGCGGAUAUGUUCAAAGAAGGUUUACAUAAACCAAUAUUUAAAAACUAUUUUAUAGGUGGAUACGGUUUAGAACGAGAUUUAAGUCGAGCCUACGAGCUCUAUAAUGAAGCGGCAGAAAAAGCGAUGGAGUCAAUGAAAGGUAAACUUGCUACCAAGUUAUACGAGCUCGCUGAACAAUGUGCAUAG
This is a messenger RNA of Dracunculus medinensis (Guinea worm), 2040 nucleotides long. NCBI's taxonomy places the organism in Eukaryota, Metazoa, Nematoda, Chromadorea, Rhabditida, Dracunculidae. The record is from the annotation of a GenBank genome assembly.